UGGGAAGGAGGAAGUAAAAAGCAGUAUUCUCACACGAAAUUCGAAACCAAAACCACCAUCCAGCAAGAGUCAGCAAGUUGGAACUUCUUGUCCAAACUCCAAAACCACACUUCUUGUCUCCUAUAAAUCUUCCUAUCUUUAUCUCAUCCGCCUCAGUUUUCUCUUAACUCUCUCUCUCAGUUUCUAUCUUCCUCUCUCUACGGACGAUGCCACAAGUGGAUCUCGAAACUCUAGUUUCAGCCUGCGCCGGCGUCUCUUGCGACCGCAAAAUCGCCUGUGAGACCUUGGCCGAUACCAACACCUCCACCAACAACAACGACGAUCAACACCACCAGCCUCAAGAAUCUGAGACUGAUCCACCAGAAAUCCCGCCGGAUUUCCCGCCUGAAUCUUUUUGGCUUUCCAAGGACGCCGAAUUCGACUGGUUCGAUCGCAACGCAUUCAUUGAGCGCAAGGACUCCACCAAAGUAAACUCUCAUUCCACGAACUUGAAUCCCAAUGUUAACCACCAGUCAAAUUCUCAGAGAUUUUCUAACUUGAAAUCCAAAGCCUCCAUUAUUGGUUUGCCAAAGCCACAGAAGUCUUGCUUCGUGGAUGCUAGGCGCCACUGUAAACCAGGAAACACGCGGUUGUUUCCCAAACGGUCUGCUUCCACCAGUAAAUCAGAUUCGUCUUUGAUUGAGCCGUCUUCGCCUAAGGUCUCUUGUAUGGGAAGAGUGAGAUCAAAGAAAGACCGAAAUCGGAGACUAAGGAAUCGGCAACGAUCUAACGAAACCGAGACUAAAAGGGAAAAACCGGAAAGGAAGCAAAAGGGGGGAUUCUUUGCCAGUUUUCGGGCCAUAUUCAGUGCAACUAGGAAGCAAAAGGUGAAGAGUGGAAAAGAUGCAUCACAAAGAGGAUCUCUGUCAAGAAAGAGCUCGACGAAGAAGAAGAUUGACAUCAGGGACCGGCUACCACCGGUCGAGAGAGAUGCGCCGCCAAGAACGAGCGUAGGAAGUGACGGCUAUGAACCGGCGGUGGGGGCUGAACCGAUUGGUUUGGGUGGAAUGAAGCGGUUUGCGUCAGGCAGGAAAUCGGAGUCGUGGAUAGACUGAGUCGUCGACGAACUAUUUCGUGUGGCGGGGGAAAGCUAAGAGGAGAGAAAAUCUGUUUGCCUUCGUGAUUGGGAAUACAUGGGGCCCGCUCACGUUUAAAUGGUUGUUGGGAUGACGUGGCACGUUGAAAUAACGGUAUCCUCUUAAGCGCGGUAACUACAGUUAUCCCUCGUUUUAAUUUUGUUUUCAAUUUUUUGGGUGUAUGAUUUAAGAUUUUUCAGCCUUUUUUUUAAUAUUGUUUUCGAAAGUCGAGCAAUUGGGGCUUGUAAAUAUACGCUUGUAAAUUUUUCUUAUAAUAAUAUACCUAGUAAAAGGUAAAUGAAGUGUUCUGCUCA
Molecule: messenger RNA, 1429 nt
Organism: Hevea brasiliensis (rubber tree)
Lineage: Eukaryota; Viridiplantae; Streptophyta; Magnoliopsida; Malpighiales; Euphorbiaceae
Exons: 1
Coding region: 207-1094 (295 amino acids)
Source: RefSeq, a predicted model, not a curated record